This is a messenger RNA of Lottia gigantea (owl limpet), 1227 nucleotides long. RefSeq lists its product as hypothetical. The transcript has 10 exons. Lineage: Eukaryota; Metazoa; Mollusca; Gastropoda; Lottiidae. Bases 1 to 1185 code for a protein of 394 amino acids. The record is from RefSeq and is a predicted model, not a curated record. Gene Ontology annotation, molecular function: signaling receptor activity.
AUGGCGGACGAAUCAGACAGUGACAUUGAAUUCAAAACUAUCUUGAAAACGCAUAAUACGUCUAAUAUCCAAACCUUACGAUUGAUAAAUGCUUUUCCGAUGAUCAUUGAAUUAAUUUUCGUGGCUUCAUUUAAAAAUGAUACCCGAAUUCAAUCUAUUCAUCUUUCUCGGUUAAAUCAGGAAAAUGUUGAAGCAUAUGUAAAAUCUUACAAUACUACUGUAUGGUUUGGUUUAAAUGAUGCUAAGAUUGAGGGUACUUACAUGAAUGCUGACGGUACCAGCCAGGGACAUUUCAGAUACUUUGCUGCAGAUGCAGGAUUAUCAGCAUCCGAGGAUUUCUUUGCUUUAUUACCGCAGCAAUAUUACAGAUGGAGCGAAUUGUCUGGAACUAACUUGCUACCUUACCUCUGUCAAGUUAGUCAGUCGGCAUCGCCUCGUACAGAAGAGCUAUGUGGUGUUAAAAACGCUGGGAAAGUGUUGAGCGGUUCAGAUCAAUGUUACGCUAUACUUGACAAGAAAUCAAGCUUUGGUGAAGCUGAAUAUGACUGUUAUAGAAUGUUUGGUGUUUUAGCACCUGUACCAGAUUCGGCUACAGAGAAUGAAAUCCGCGAACAUAUUAUACGAUAUGGCAGUCCGAUGGAUUAUUGGGUCAAUAAAAAGAAGGAAGGGUCAAGUAGAAUUUAUGCAUUGGUUUACAAUCAAAUGUUUUACCAGAAAGACUUUAGUAGUAAUACACAACAUGGAGUCGUGUGUUUAUUAGAUACCUUGAGUGCUGCAAAACCAUGCACAACAGGCUGGCGAAGAUAUGGAGACCAUUGUUAUCUUUACACUGGCGUAGUUGAACCAGAUUUCAGUAAGGCACAGACACUGUGUAAAAGCGAUUCCACAUCGUUGGUUAGUAUUGAGUCGGAGCAAGAGAACUCUGAUGUUUUAACAUUGGUGAAGGAGGUCAGCUCGAAAUCACCUUCAGUUUUCCUGGGAUUGAAAUAUAACAGCAGCCAGAACAAGUUUAAUUGGUCAGAUGGUUCUGCAGUAACUUACACCAACUGGGCAAAGGGCCAGGGUGUUGAUGCAGUAGCAUCCAAUGGAGAAUGCAGUCGUCUUUUAUCCAAUGGUCAAUGGAAAAACAAAAAGUGUUCCAAAACUAACGCUCAUAUCGUUUGUAAAGCUAAUGUAGCUUCGUAGACAUUAAAAUUGAAACGUCAAAAUAAAAGCAUGAUGAAUUUA